Gastrolobium bilobum is the source of this 1600-nucleotide messenger RNA. RefSeq lists its product as uncharacterized. The transcript has 4 exons. The record is from RefSeq and is a predicted model, not a curated record. Bases 131 to 1468 code for a protein of 445 amino acids. NCBI's taxonomy places the organism in Eukaryota, Viridiplantae, Streptophyta, Magnoliopsida, Fabales, Fabaceae.
UCACUGAAUUAAUUCAGAUUUAGGAAUUGUGAAAUAACCUAUUUAUAUACACAAACUAUAAACCCCCCACAACAAAUCACACCCCCAAUUCACGUUCACCUUCUUUUCUUUUUCUUUUUUUCUUCUUUCCAUGGAUAACAACGACAACAACACGAACACCAACAACGUGAAGGAAUCGCUAUUAGAUCGAAGGAGCAAGUUCAACCGAAGCGUUUCGCACGUUAACGACGAGCUCCACAGCUUCCGAACCUAUCUCCGAUGGAUGUGCGUCGAUCAAUCCAACCUCCUCACCACCAUCCUCUCAUGGUUCGUUUUCCUCCUCUUCGCCGUCGUUGUCCCCGCCGCCUCCCACUUCCUUCUCGCAUGCCCAACCUGCGACGCUCGACACUCUCGUCCAUACGACUCUGUCGUUCAACUCUCCCUCAGCUCCCUCGCCGCGCUGUCGUUUCUCUGUCUCGCGAAUUUCGUUAAGAGGUACGGUCUCCGUAGGUUCUUGUUCUUCGACAAGCUUUGCCACGACAGCGAGACCGUUCGCUUGAACUACAUGGCACAACUCAACAGGUCACUAAAGAUCUUGUCAGUGUUUGUGGUGCCAUGCUUUAUGGCUGAGUGUGCAUACAAGAUAUGGUGGUACGCAUCAGGAGCCUCAAAAAUCCCCUUCUUGGGAAACGUGUUCGUUAGUGAUGCGGUUGCGUGCAUAUUGGAAUUGUGCUCCUGGCUGUACCGUACCACAGUGAUCUUCCUGGUGUGCGUUCUCUUCCGUUUGAUCUGCCACCUUCAGAUCCUACGGCUGCAGGACUUCGCAUAUUUUUUCCACGUGGACUCUGAUGUGGCAUCUGUGCUGUCGGAGCACCUUAGGAUCAGGAGGCACCUGCGAAUCAUAAGCCACAGGUUUCGCGCGUUUAUAGUACUCGCGCUUGGAUUGGUCACUGGAAGCCAGUUUGCGUGCCUUCUCGUCACAACCAAGCCUUCGACUGCACAUGAUGCCAAAAUCUACAAAACCGGCGAGCUUGCGCUGUGCUCGGUGACGCUUCUUUCUGCAUUGUCCAUCUUGUUACGUAGUGCCACAAAGAUAACACACAAAGCACAAGCGAUAACAGGGCUUGCUGCCAAGUGGCAUGUUUGUGCAACGUUGGAUUCAUUUGAUGUAGUGGCCGAAGGUGGAACAUUAACGGCUCAGGCUUCUCAAGAAAGAGUGUUUCCUAAUGUGGGAACAGAUGGGGAAUCAGAGACUGAUGAAGUAGGUGAUGAAGAAGAUGAGAUUGAUAACACAAGGUUAAUCCCAUCCUACGCUUAUAGCACCAUCUCAUAUCAGAAGAGACAAGCUCUUGUAAAAUAUUUUGAGAACAAUAAGGCGGGAAUUACAGUGUAUGGAUUCAUGUUGGAUAGGAGUACGCUGCACACCAUAUUCGGAAUCGAGCUAUCGCUAGUUCUUUGGCUGCUUGGGAAAACCGUGGGCAUUUCUUGAAGAAUCUUAUUUGCGUUUCAUAAUAUUUUAUGAAUAAUGGCCUUAAAAGAAAUGUAGUUUGUGAAUCCCUAAUUACCCAAUUCUUUGAUAUAUUGCUCCCAAUUUCGCGAAGGUCUCGGUUCAAACUGGAUG